UACUUGGGGUGUAUAGAAGUUUUACGCUCAAUGAGAUCUCUUGACUUCAAUACUAGGACACAGAUUGCAAGGGAAGCAAUCAGCCGUGUUUGUGAAGCUGUGCCUGGUGCCAAAGGAGCCUUCAAGAAACGAAAGCCACCAAGUAAAGUUCUUUCAGGCAUCUUGGGAAAGAGCAAUCUUCAGUUUGCAGGAAUGAGCAUAAUGCUGAAUAUCUCCACAACCAGCUUAAACCUAAUGACUCCUGAUACAAAACAGAUCAUAGCAAAUCACCAUAUGCAAUCUAUUUCCUUUGCAUCUGGAGGUGAUCCGGAUACAACUGACUAUGUUGCUUAUGUAGCUAAGGAUCCUGUUAAUCGGAGAGCUUGUCAUAUACUGGAAUGCUGUGAUGGCCUGGCCCAGGAUGUCAUCAGCACUAUAGGACAAGCGUUUGAGCUUCGAUUUAAGCAAUACUUGCAAUGCCCCUCUAAGAUACCUACCUUCCAGGACAGGAUGCAGAGUUUUGAUGAGCCAUGGAUGGAGGAAGAUAACGAAGCUAGAGAACAUCCCUAUUACAACAAUAUCCCAAAUAAAAUGCCCCCCCUUGGCGGCUUCAUUGAUGCCAGGCUCAAAGCAAGACUUCCCACUGCAGCAGAUACAACUCAGUCUGCAGCAGGAGUGGGAGGAGAGCAAACCUAUUACCAGAGUCGUCACUUAGGAGACAAAUUCAGUGAGGAUUGGCACCAUGGGCCUGUUAAGCAAGGGUCUCUGGAUAUCUGUGGUAUGCCGGAAGGGAAGUCACAAGUAAUCCCGACAGCAGAGAUGCCAACAUACGUAAACACCCAGCAUAUAAAUACAGAGGCUCUACUGGCACUUCAGGCAGAUGCUGAAAGUGCCUUCAGUGGAACAGCAGACGAUACCAAAGAGAGCAGCCCAGGAAAGGAUCUGUUUGACAUGAAACCAUUUGAGGACGCCCUCAAGAACCAAACGUCUGAGGCUGCCUUGAGGAAAUCCACCUCCACUGGAUGCACCAGUCCUCUUCUAUCCAGAGCAGCUGACUGGACUGUAGCUGAAGAGCUGAGCACAGAGCCGUGGUAUCAAGGGGAGAUGAGCAGGAAAGAAGCAGAACAGCUGUUAAAGAGAUGUGGAGACUUCCUUGUGAGGAAGAGCACCACGAAUCCUGGCUCCUAUGUGCUGACAGGCAUGCACAACGGACAAGCCAAGCACCUUCUUUUGGUGGACCCAGAGGGAACUGUUCGUACAAAGGAUCGUGUCUUUGACAGCAUAAGUCAUCUCAUCAAUCAUCACCUUGAGAAUAAUUUGCCAAUAGUUUCUUCUGGGAGUGAACUCUGCCUGCAGCAGCCUGCUGAGAGGAAACACUGA
This is a messenger RNA of Eurypyga helias (sunbittern), 1359 nucleotides long. RefSeq names its product SHC (Src homology 2 domain containing) transforming protein 3 (gene SHC3). Gene Ontology annotation, biological process: intracellular signal transduction; cell surface receptor protein tyrosine kinase signaling pathway. The transcript has 11 exons. Gene Ontology annotation, cellular component: plasma membrane. Gene Ontology annotation, molecular function: receptor tyrosine kinase binding. The record is from RefSeq and is a predicted model, not a curated record. Lineage: Eukaryota; Metazoa; Chordata; Aves; Eurypygiformes; Eurypygidae. The annotation marks the transcript as partial.